Messenger RNA from Australozyma saopauloensis, 1272 nucleotides. RefSeq names its product Fth2p (gene FTH2). Gene Ontology annotation, molecular function: ferrous iron transmembrane transporter activity. Lineage: Eukaryota; Fungi; Ascomycota; Pichiomycetes; Serinales; Metschnikowiaceae. The record is from RefSeq and is a predicted model, not a curated record. Bases 1 to 1272 code for a protein of 423 amino acids. Gene Ontology annotation, biological process: iron ion transmembrane transport. Gene Ontology annotation, cellular component: fungal-type vacuole membrane; plasma membrane; high-affinity iron permease complex. The transcript has a single exon.
AUGCUCGACAUUAGCCGAUACUUCUCGAUCCAGGUGUUCUUCAUCAUUCUCAGAGAAACCUUGGAAACAGCCAUCAUCAUCUCGGUUCUUCUUUCAUUCAUCAACAAAAGAGAGCCGGAGGGUGAUUCCGUGCAGGCACAGCAUCAAAGAGAGGCCAACAAAAAACUACGUCUUCAGGUGUUUGCGGGAGCUAUUGGUGGGUUUCUUAUCUGCCUCUUUGUAGGAAUAGUAUUUAUUCUAUGCUUCUACUUCAUCGAAACCGAUCUUUGGUCUUAUACCGAAAGGCUUUGGGAGGGACUUUUCUGUCUCUUGUCGGCGGUUAUCAUCACAGUGAUGGGCAUUGGACUUUUGCGUAUAAACAAGGUGAUGAAGGUGAAGUGGUGGAUUAAACUCGGAGACGCUUACACGAGCACCGAUAGUCAAAAGGACACUUUGGGAGAUUUGGCAACUGUAGAUAGUGUGAAUGCUAUGGGCGAACAGGCGUUGGAGAGUGAGGCCGCCAACACACUCAUCGAGAACGGCGAAGAGAACCAGUCAAGAACAUCUUUGCUGUCUUCGCACGCCCUUCUUACGGACAAUUCUGCUUCUAGGAAUGGCGAAGGUAAAAAGUUCCGCGAAAAGUACUUCUUGGCCAUUCUUCCUUUCGUCACUACCCUCCGUGAGGGUUUGGAAGCUGUGGUGUUUGUGGGUGGUGUGGGUAUGACACAGUCGCCUAGAUCGAUCCCACUUGCAAUUCUCGCGGGUGUUUCUUUGGGUUGCGCCAUUGGCUACUCCUUGUACAGAGGCGGUAACAAGUUGUCGCUUCAAUACUUCCUCAUAGCAUCGACAUGUUUCUUGUAUGUUGUCAGUGCUGGCCUCUUAAGCAGAGGUGUUUGGUUCUUGGAACUUGAGAGGUUUGUCCAGCUCUGUGGACUGACCGAUGUAGCCGAGGCGGGCUCCGGACCCGGAUCAUAUGAUAUCGCUAACUCUGUAUGGCACGUCAACUGCUGUGAUGGGCUUCACGAUGGGUGGUGGAUGGUUGCGAAUGCUCUUGUGGGCUGGACCAACUCUGCUACCUAUGGCAGUGUUCUUUCGUACAUUGGAUACUGGGCUUUUGUGUCCAUUUGGCUCCGCUUGAAGUUAUACGAGGAGCGCGUAGGGUACCUCCCAUUUCUCCCAUUGAAAUGGCAGAUGAAGCACAUCAAGAAAAAGAUCAAGCUCUACGAGGCACGUCUUGCUCAGGGCCAUGAUCUUGAGGGUGAACGUGAAGCUGAGGCCGAGUUGAUCCUUUAG